Trichoplax adhaerens is the source of this 1774-nucleotide messenger RNA. RefSeq lists its product as uncharacterized. Bases 1 to 1497 code for a protein of 498 amino acids. The record is from RefSeq and is a predicted model, not a curated record. Gene Ontology annotation, biological process: GABA catabolic process. The transcript is spliced from 10 exons. NCBI's taxonomy places the organism in Eukaryota, Metazoa, Placozoa, Uniplacotomia, Trichoplacea, Trichoplacidae. Gene Ontology annotation, molecular function: succinate-semialdehyde dehydrogenase (NAD+) activity.
AUGUCCAAGGUAAAAUUAGCUGAAUCGUUGAUUACUCGAUCAGCCAGUAGUCUCCUACGAAAUAAAAGCUACAUCGGAGGACAAUGGGUUGCAUCAGCUAAUAAACAAGUUUAUACCGUCUACAAUCCAGCAAAUGGCGAAGCUGUUGCUGAAGUAGCUGAUAUGGCUGAAGAAGAUGUUGCUCAAGUGGUGGAUUCAGCACAUCAAUCUUUUCAUCAAUGGCGUAAAUUGUCUUAUAAGAACCGAUCGGGAAUUGUCAGUCGAUGGGGAGAGCUAUUGUUGAAAAAUCGAGAUGAUUUGGCUGCUAUCGUAACCACAGAACAGGGAAAGCCAUUGAUGGACGCUAAAGGGGAAGUGACGUUGGCAGCUACCUAUAUUCAGUGGUUUGCUGAGGAAGCGAAAAGAAUUCAUGGUGAUGUUUUGCCUAACCAUGCUGACGAUCAUCGUUUACUUGUUUUAAAACAGCCUGUCGGUGUUGCUGCACUGAUCACACCGUGGAACUUUCCUGUCAACAUGAUCGCCCGGAAAGCCGGUGCGGCCCUGGCUGCUGGCUGUACAGCUAUUAUCAAACCUUCAGAAUAUACACCACUAUCUGCCUUAGCGUUAGCUGAUCUUGCUGAAGAAGCUGGCUUUCCUCCAGGGGUAUUUAAUGUGAUAACUUUUGGUGAAAGAUCGACUCCACAUAAUGUCAAACUUCUUUUAGACAACCCGUUAGUUAGAAAAUUAUCAUUUACUGGAUCAACUGCAAUCGGCAAGCUGUUAAUGGAACAAUGUGCUCGCACUUGUAAACGUGUAUCGAUGGAAUUAGGCGGAAAUGCUUCAUUUAUAGUAUUUGAGUCUGCCGAUAUAGAUGCAGCUGUGAAAGGAUGCAUUGACUCUAAAUUUCGAAAUACUGGCCAGACUUGCGUCUGUGCCAACAGAAUUUUCGUUCAUGAUUCCGUUCAUGAUGAGUUUUGCGCAAAACUUGCCGCUGCCAUGAGAACUACCCUUAAGGUGGGUCCUGGCUUUGAAGAAGGUGUUACACAAGGUCCAUUGAUAACAGAGAAAGCUAUUGCUAAGGUUGAAAGGCAUGUUGCAGAUGCUGUAUCUCGUGGCGCUACGGUUGUAACAGGAGGAACGAAGCACCCUUUAGGUGGCCAAUUUUUCGAACCGACUUUACUAACCGGUGCUACAGUCGAUAUGGCGUUCGCUUCUGAAGAGACAUUUGGUCCUGUAGCACCAGUAUUUAGAUUUAAAAAUGAAGACGAAGUAGUCGAUAUUGCAAAUAAUACAAAAGUUGGCUUAGCAGGCUAUUUUUACUCCCGUGAUAUAUGUCAGAUAUGGCGUGUAGCUGAAGCUCUGGAGGUUGGCAUGGUUGGGGUAAAUUCAGGCCUACUUACUACAGAAUUUGCUCCAUUUGGAGGAGUAAAGGAAUCUGGCCUUGGUCGUGAAGGUUCACGAUACGCUUUGGAAGAGUUUUUAAAUAAAAAGUAUGUCUGCAUGGGUGGAAUUAAUUAAUUCAUUCAUUAGCUAAUGUUGAAUAUGUCCUUUCCAAUAUUUGGCAUUUACUUUGAAGAACUGACAAAAUUUUGUUGCUUAACACAACGAUGCGACGCUCUUACACGAUGUUUGCAAAAAUUAUGUGCAGUAGAUCUUCAAGAGCAAAUGCGUACUCGUUAUAUAUUUGGUUUAAUAAAUUAGCAUUAUUAAUAAUUGGCAUAUGUGUAACGAUUAAUAUCGAUAACGAUUCGAAAUGAAAUAAUAUUUACCGAAAGAAAUAGUUAACUUAAGGGUG